Oryza sativa Japonica Group (Japanese rice) is the source of this 1557-nucleotide messenger RNA. Lineage: Eukaryota; Viridiplantae; Streptophyta; Magnoliopsida; Poales; Poaceae. The record is from RefSeq and is a predicted model, not a curated record.
CACCCACCCAUACACAUGCAUGGCUGCGGCGCGCGUGGGCCUCGUCUCCGUCUCCGUCUCGCACGCGCUCCACGCCUCCAGCUCUUCCCCCUCGCUGCGCCCACCUCGCCUCCGCCUCCCCCCUUAUCUUCCCCGCCACCACCACCGCCUCCUCCCCACCUUCCCCCCCAACUACCCGCGCCCCUCCUCCGCCGCUGCCGCGAGACUCCGCGCCAGCGCCACCAUGUCGCAGGCCGCCGGGAACCCCUACGCCGCUGAGCUCGCCGCCGCCAAGAAGGCCGUCACCCUCGCCGCCCGCCUCUGCCAGGCGGUGCAAAAGGACAUUCUGCAGUCUGGUGUUCAGUCUAAGGCGGAUCAAAGUCCGGUGACAGUUGCCGAUUAUGGGUCUCAAAUAUUGGUAAGCCUUGUCUUGAAAAUGGAAGCACCAGCUUCUUCUUCCUUCUCUAUGGUGGCUGAGGAGGACUCGGAAGAAUUGAGGAAAGAAGGCGCAGAAGAAAUUUUAGAAAAUAUCACCGAGCUCGUAAACGAAACUAUCGUAGAUGAUGGUACAUACAGCAUUUACUUCUCUAAGGAAGGUAUCCUCUCUGCAAUUGACGAUGGCAAGUCUGAGGGAGGUCCAUCUGGGCGACACUGGGUGCUAGAUCCAAUUGAUGGGACUAAAGGUUUCUUAAGGGGAGACCAAUAUGCUAUUGCCCUGGCUCUGCUUGAUGAGGGUAAAGUUGUUUUGGGUGUAUUGGCUUGUCCCAACCUUUCUUUGGGAUCAAUAGGCAACCUUAAUGGUGGCUCCUCGGGAGAUCAAGUUGGUGCUCUCUUUUCUGCUACUAUUGGUUGUGGAGCUGAAGUAGAGUCUUUACAGGGCUCUCCAGCACAAAAGAUUAGUGUCUGUUCCAUCGACAAUCCAGUCGAAGCUUCAUUCUUUGAGUCCUACGAAGGGGCACACUCCUUGCGUGAUUUAACAGGCUCCAUUGCGGAGAAACUUGGUGUCCAAGCUCCUCCAGUUAGAAUUGAUAGCCAAGCAAAAUACGGUGCCCUAGCCCGAGGUGACGGUGCCAUUUACUUGCGUUUUCCACACAAAGGUUACAGAGAGAAGAUCUGGGAUCAUGCAGCUGGGUCAAUCGUCGUGACAGAAGCUGGAGGUCUGGUGACAGAUGCAUCAGGAAACGAUUUGGAUUUCUCCAAAGGGAGAUUUCUUGAUCUCGACACAGGGAUCAUCGCGACGAACAAGCAGCUGAUGCCUUCACUCCUGAAGGCUGUGCAAGAUGCCAUCAAGGAGCAAAACCAGGCUGCUUCCCCGUUGUAGUAGCUGUCUCAAUCCACAAUCCACAAAUAUCAUAAUGUUUCCAUAUAAUAAUAAUUGCAGUGCUGCUUCCCCAUCAACAUUACUUUAAAUGUGUGUACAGCACCACUUUGUUGUUGUUGCUGCUGCAAAUUCAGUAUCUUAUUGUUGCACAUUUCUGCAUCUAAUUGGUGGGUGAGCUGGCACCACAUGAAUGUUCUUUCAUCUGGAUUCAGAAGAAAUAAUUAAAUUGGCCUGAUUCUCCCUAACUCGGGGCAAUA